Messenger RNA from Mucor velutinosus, 2016 nucleotides. RefSeq lists its product as uncharacterized. Gene Ontology annotation, cellular component: plasma membrane. Lineage: Eukaryota; Fungi; Mucoromycota; Mucoromycetes; Mucorales; Mucoraceae. The record is from RefSeq and is a predicted model, not a curated record. Gene Ontology annotation, biological process: protein processing. The coding region runs from base 1 to 2016 and encodes 671 amino acids. The transcript has 7 exons.
AUGCAAAUUGAGAAACUGCUCCUAUUCAUCACACUCUACAGCAUUGCGAUAGCACGGUUUUUAGUUCAAGCAGAGGACAUCGCAACUACUUUAUAUCCUUACAUCUAUACCAACUUAAACAACUGGCCCUGUGUACGUCUACUUAAUGCAACAGGAACCAUAGGCUGUCAUUCCUUAAAGAAAAAGAGUGGCGUAUUAUAUCAAAUCAACACACAGGACGACAUUGACGAUUUUACAUCUAGAAAGCCACAUGGUGAUUAUGCGCUUGUGUUGCCAUAUUACCUAUUAACCAAAGCCAACAUUGAUUCGCUCGCAAGCACCGGCAAAGCGACAGGCUUGGUCAUCUUAUUGACAGAAGCGUCAACUGCAGCACCAUCACUGACUUCUCCUGACUCGACCUGUCCAAAUUGCGAGUUUGGGCUUUAUGCCAACGACACCGAUAGAUACGAAUGGAACACUCAGGCCCAAAACUUGAUAGAGCAGACGUUUGAUUUUCCCAUCUUUGCUAUCAAGCCAGAAGAUACCACAUCUCAAAAAGUAUACGAUUUCAUUACAAGUAGUAUAGCUGUCAACGUAGCCAACGAAUACAAAAACUAUCCCUUGAAAGCCAUUGACUUCGAUUUGUUCAUGUGGGCCGCUGUCAAUUCAGAAACGUGUCUACGAAGAGGAUGGUGUCAGGUCGUAGGCGGCAUGUCGGUCUAUUCUACACCAUCGCUCAAUAUCUCUGCUGAUGAUAAAAAGCCCAUCGUGGUGGUCUCAGCAAGCAUGGAUAGUCGAUCUCUGUUUCACGAUUUGACCGUGGGCGCCUCAAGUGACGUCUCUGGCAUGGUCACUGUAUUGGGCAUUGCGGAUGCUUUGAGCAGAGCACCCGCACCGCUGGAUCAGCUGCCAAAGCAUAUUCUAUAUACAUUAUUCACUGCAGAAUCGUGGGGAUUUGCUGGCUCACAACGGUUUAUCAAGGACAUAUCGACACCCUUUGUAUGUACAAACGCUACCAGAGCCACACCAUGUCCCUAUGCCAAUGCACCAUGUACAUUUCCUUGCGUCAGAAACACACACUUUCAAAACAUCAACUUCGACAACAUUGAAUCUAUAUUCGAGUUUCAGUCUGUCUCCGGCAUCAAUUCCAACUACACAGAUGGUUACUAUGUGCAUGUGGAUGAUGCACAGCAGUCGCAAUCCCUCAUCAUAGCGUUGCAGCCCCAUACCAACAUAAAAAUAGCUUCAGCAGACGGUGUGGAUCGCAAACUGCCUCCCAGUAGCGCCAUGAGUUUUUUGCAAAAGAAGAGAGAUAUAAAAGCGGCUGUUAUUACAGAUUAUCAAAAGCAGCUUGGCAGUUACUACAACAGCGACAUGGAUGAUGGCUUGGACAUCUCAAAGGCAACAGACUCUAUUUGUGGGCUGGUCAAUUCAACAGCAAACGCCAUCUACAACCAAGCAUCAAAUGGAAAUCUGACAAGCCUAAUUACUGCAAAUUGCACAUUGAUCUCUUCCAUGCUCGACUGCUUGAUAUCCAACUUUUCAUGUCCAUUCAUGCAAAACUAUUUUAAUGUUACUGCUGUGUCAAGAAUACCUCAUUACACCUCUGUUUACUCGUUUCAAAACCCUCAACCUCAACUUUUACAGCGGUUCGCAUUCAGUUUUUUGAGUGGCGCAACUGGAAAGCAACGUGUGGCAGACAAUGGGCAGCCUGUGCAAUGUCAAACGAUCAAGGAUUGUGCAUCGGGCGAAUACUGCAUCAAACAACAAUGCACCACCUCACUCACCACCUACCAUGAAGCGUAUGGUACAGGAUUACAGUACGAUGAAAGCACUGGAUAUGUCAAGGUAGUGGAUCCAACCAAGGGCACAUGGACAGAGAGCACGUGGGAUUCCCCUGCAAUGCGCAUAUUUUCCAUCACCUCCACAUCACACCAAAUAGUUGAAUUUGUAGUUGGAUUACUGUGGAUGUUGGCUAGUUUUACCACUGUUUUAUUUGUUAAAAAGUACCUGAAAAAGACACUGAAAACUGAAUAA